Messenger RNA from Amborella trichopoda, 1777 nucleotides. Its product is annotated as UPF0481 protein At3g47200. NCBI's taxonomy places the organism in Eukaryota, Viridiplantae, Streptophyta, Magnoliopsida, Amborellales, Amborellaceae. The record is from RefSeq and is a predicted model, not a curated record.
CUCGAUCCUUUCUGUCUUAAGCCUCUUGGCUUAUGGCAAGUUUUCCGGCGAGAUUCUUGUAACGUUGCCGGCAGACUUUGUCCGGAAGCUCGUACCAGUCAGACCAGUGAAUCGGCCCAACCAGACCUGUGCGGUCACCGAUUCAGUGUGGUCCGAUUCGGAAAACAUCAUUUUAUGUGUGGUCUCAGGGCCUAUUUAUCAAAGCAUAGCGUAUCAAAAGCUCUGAAGAAGCCUGUACAUCAAAGUACGGCCUCUCAAGCUCUACAGGUUCAUGACACAAGAAACAAAUAUGGUUGGAAGAAGAAGGGAGCAAUCACAGACACAAUGGAUGUUGGAUUUGAUGAAUGGGAAGCUCAGUAUGAACAGGGAGGAAGAGGCCGAGGAAUGGAAACAACGUUGCAUUUACAAAGUCCCACGCUUCCUCAAAGAGCUCCACAACGAAGCCUUCAUUCCCAGGGUUGUAUCAUUGGGCCCCUUUCACCAUGGCUCGCCGCACCUCCAACCCAUGGAGCAACACAAGCGUCGGGCGCUCCUCCACUUUCUCAACCGCUCGGAGCACCCCCUCAAAGUCUACCUUGAUGCACUCCAAGCCAAGGAGCAGGCAAUCCGGGACUGCUACGAGUGGCCAUGCGACCUGGCCCCUCCCGAGAGCGUCGAGUUCCUUAACAUGAUGCUGCUUGAUGGCUGUUUCCUUCUUGAACUCCACCGUGUCAGCCAAACAGACGGUGAGACAGGCUACGCAGCUGAGGAUCCGGUGUUCGGCUCAAAAUUGGCAUUGUUCUUUGCUCACCACCACAAUCAUGACCUUAUGAUGCUGGAGAAUCAGAUCCCUUUGAUGGUCUUGAACACUCUGUUGGACCCGCUUGGAACAGGGAUCCGCACCCGGGUGAAUGAGCUGAUGCUUGAGUUAUUAGGGGAGGAGAUCCAAGGGGAGGUUUCCGAGGGCAAGAUGGGGUUGCAUGCCCUACAAGUUUACAUUAUGAACAGUCUCAUCGGCAACAUCCCUGAGAUCGAGGAGUUGAGCGACCCGGAGCCAUAUUUCAAGAAGUUGCCCUCGGCCACAGCGUUGCAUGAAGCUGGGGUGAGGUUCGAAAUUAGCAGCAUGAGUGGGCUCACGAACAUCACCUUCGACCAUGGAGUGCUACGGCUGCCAUGGAUAGCCAUUCAUGGAUCUACGGAAGCCUUUUUUUUGAAUGUGAUGGCAUUUGAGCAGUUGAAUGUCAGGAAUUCGAACUGUGUCUGCUCAUAUAUAAGCUUUUUGGAUGAUCUGAUAGAUACAACCAAGGAUAUUGAACUGCUAGUUUCUUCCGGAAUCAUAGAAAAUAGGAUGGGAAGUGAUGAACAUGUGGCUGAUGUCUUCAACAAGGUCACCAAGGGCAUAGUCUUUUCUGAGAAUCCCCACUUGAUGGGGGUACGGACCAGGCUCAUCCGCUAUUGCAAGAAGCGUCGUAACAGGUGGGGGGCAUACUUCAUCCACACCUACCUUAGUGACCCAUGGACGCUUAUAUCGUUGCUGGCAGCGGUAUUCCUACUGCUACUAACGGUGGUUCAGACUCUGUAUACGGUGCUCAGCUACUACAACUAAUUUGAUGCAUGAGUCUUCACUUCCUCUAGCUGUAACUGCACCCAUUGCAUGAAAGUGUAUUAUGAUCCUAUCAUUAGGGCAUGUUGGAUUUUGGAGCAAUGAUUCCUUACAAAUCAAGUCUUGAUGAUCAUUGCUGAAUAACGAAGCACCGACUGGAUUGAUAGAAAUUCAUUUAAACCAGAAGAUUUUAUA